UUUGCGCCACGUGCCCCUGUACACAAAUCCCAUAGAGAAACUGACUAAAAAAUGUAAUUUUAUUCCAUUCCAGAUUCAUUCAGCAGAAGCUGAUAAAGAGAAUUCAUCAUGAAGGUCGGCUUGUGCGUAUUUAGCGGAUACAAAAUCUACCCAGGCAUGGGUAAAACUCUCGUCAAGGCUGACGGUAAAACCUUCACCUUCAUCAACAAAAAGUGCGAACGUUCGUUCCUCAUGAAGCGCAAUCCACGUAAGGUCAAGUGGACCGUUCUCUAUCGUCGCAAGCACAAGAAGGGUAUCGAAGAGGAGGCCAGCAAGAAGCGUACUCGUCGUACACAAAAAUUCCAACGUGCUAUUGUCGGCGCCUCCAUGGCUGACAUCAUGGCGAAGCGUAACCAAAAGCCCGAAGCACGCAAGGCUCAACGUGAACAAGCCAUCAAGGUCGCUAAGGAACAAAAGAAGGCCAAGCAAUCCGAGAAGAAGUCAACCAAGACUACGACAAAGGCAGCCCCCAAGGCAAAGGCUACAAAAGUUACACAAAAAGCUGCUCCCCGUGUCGGCGGAAAACGAUAAACCGUUAAUUUUUGGACCCUUUUAAUGCGAGAGACCCUUUCCUGGGUUGAGAAAUAAAACAACAUCUUACAAAAAACGAA
Culicoides brevitarsis is the source of this 650-nucleotide messenger RNA. It is a transcript of the gene RpL24, whose product is annotated as large ribosomal subunit protein eL24. The record is from RefSeq and is a predicted model, not a curated record. Lineage: Eukaryota; Metazoa; Arthropoda; Insecta; Diptera; Ceratopogonidae. Gene Ontology annotation, molecular function: mRNA binding; structural constituent of ribosome. Bases 109 to 570 code for a protein of 153 amino acids. Gene Ontology annotation, biological process: cytoplasmic translation. The transcript is spliced from 3 exons. Gene Ontology annotation, cellular component: cytosolic large ribosomal subunit.